Molecule: messenger RNA, 1779 nt
Organism: Ectocarpus sp. CCAP 1310/34
Lineage: Eukaryota; Phaeophyceae; Ectocarpales; Ectocarpaceae
Source: the annotation of a GenBank genome assembly
AUGUGGGCAACGGGCCUCACGUUACCCUUCUAUACCCCACCACCUGCCGCCCCCACACCCGCUGGUUCGUACAGUUGUCCGCGGUGCAAGAAGGACAAGAAGAGUCCGAAGCUGUUCUCCGCCGACAACACCAUGGAUCCUGGGAGCGUACCCGUCGAGCUCCAGGGCCUGACCCAGACGGAGGAGAUGCUCAUCGCGCGGUGCUGUCCGAUCAUGCGCGUCCUCCACCUCAAGGGUGGGCAGCUAGGGUACGGUGGCCAUGUCGUCAACGUCGCUCAGGACAUCAGUACCUUAGCCGCUGCCCUCCCCAGGUUGGCCGCCGAUGUACCGAUCAUCAUCAUCCGGAGGGAGGGGCAGGAACCCGGCCAGCACAAGGACCUACACGUGCGGAGGGCUCGCGUGCAACGGGCUUUGCAAUGGCUCAUUGCCAACAACCCGUACUACCGCGACAUCGUCCUUGACAACACGGCCAUAUCCCAGCUCCCCGUCGACGGGCAACUACGUGGACUGCGAACCACCGUCAGCGGGGGAGACUCGGAGCGUGACCUUGGCCCUCGGGGGGAGGGGGGAGGGGAGGAGGACGGCGAUACCCCCGAGGACACGGAGUCCUUUAUGGCUCCGGCAGGCAAGAGCAUGCUCGAGGACCGCGCGAUUGAAGCAGCCCUGCGGAGGCAGACGGCAGCCGCCGCCAACGACGACGACCAGAGAGGCUUCAUCGAACUGCUGCCGCGUGCGCGUGAUGGACAGCUUUGCGACGAGGACUGGGACCUCCUCCUGAAGAGACAGCCCAACCGCCUGACCGCCGCUGAGAAAGCGGCUUUCGAGGACGCAACGAGGCUCUUCUACUCCAAGAAAGAGGUCAACAAGUACAACGGCAAGAAACUCCGGGAGCUGGACAACCCCGUCGCUCGUGUUAGCGCCGUCCACACGGGCGCGAACGCCAGGAGGGCGACAGCAGACACCGCGGAGGGGCUCGAGAGGGACCUCUACUUAGCCAAGGGAGCGAAGGUUAUGCUCUCGAAGAACCUGUACCAACAAGUUGGGCUGGACGGGGGGACGCAGGUCAGGACGCAGCUGCCCCUUAGGCUCUGCUGGGCAAUUACGAUGCACAAGUCCCAGGGGCAGACUUUAGCCAAGGCCGUCAUUGACUUGGGGCCCAAGGAGGCCUGCACGGGGCUUACUUUCGUCUGUCUCAGUAGGGCGAAGAGACUUGUGGACCUCAUGGUAGAGCCCAUGAGUUUCGACAGGAUUGGUAACCUUGGAAAUUCGCCGACGAUGAAGGCUAGGCUGCAGGAAGAGGUUAGACUUGGGGAGUUAGCACAGAGUACGAGGGUCAAGUACACGGACAUGGGCGUCUUCAGCGCCGUCGCGGGUGCGGGCGGAGGCGGUGGGGCGAGUGGCGGCGGCGGCGGCGGCGGCGGCGACAAUGCCGCCGCGGCCGCCACCAAGAAGCGCAAGGCGUCAACCCCCGGGCCGGACACUAGCAAAAACAAGCUCAACUUACGGCAGCGGCACGAGCUCGUCAAAGAGGUCCAAGAUGGUGGUGUCAGGGCUAAAGUCGCGGUGAAGUACGGCGUCAGCAAGGGGUACGUCACAAAGCUGAUGAUGCCCGACAACAUCGCUAAGCUCAACAGGGCAGUCCAGAUGGAGCUCAACCCGGAGGCCCGCCGCGUCCCGGAACCGGUGGAGGCGGAGUUGGAACAGCGUGUUCCCAAGUGGAUCAAGAUUGCGCGAGAGCGAUUCAUGGUGAGGGCUGACGUUGGACGCCGGGUCGGAUAA